GCCAGCCGCCAGCGCCCAGCAGCGCACCGAGCGCAGCCCCGCUCGCCGCCGCGAUCCGAGCCGCGACUGUCCGAGUGUUGCGAUGAAGCAACACCAAGCAUCAAUAACAAAAUCGUAUAAUGCUAAAACUACCCAAAGGUCUUAAAAAGAAGAAAAAGGGGAAAAAAUCGAAACGCAAAGGUGAAGAAGAGCUUUUUACUGAAGAAGAAUUAGAAAAGUAUAGAAGAGAGCAUCAGCAACAAUGUACUGACAGUGGUGAAGGUACUACCAAAGAAAAUGAAGAGUGGUCUAAAUUCAAAGACUUAACUACAGGCAUAGAUACGGUUUUAAAAAAAACACAAGGAGACCUAGACCGCAUCAAAUCGACUUCAUUUUUUCAACGUAUUCCUCCUAAACAGGCAGAACCUGAAAAAAAGGAAUCGCCACCUAGACCAGUUGUUGAAGUAACCGAAGCAGACUUCCCACAGCUUAUUCAAGCUCAAACAGAAGCUGACGAAGAUCGAAGUGAGUACGGCGUAACAGACGACGAGUCCGAAGAAGAAGAGCAGGACGACAUCUUCGAUACCUCGUACGUCGAAGCUGUCGAACGUGGGGAAGUGAAACUCGGAUACGUGCCUGACUCACCGGAAGAAUUUCAGGAUGACGACAUCUUUGAUACAUCUCACGUCGAUGCUUUAAUAAAGGGACAAGAAGUCAAAACCUCUAAAGGAAAAAAGUCGUUAGACAUCGGAAUAGCUGUUGGUGUUCUUACUGGCAGAAUAGACAAUGUAACGGUUACUAGCAAACGAUCUAAGAGAGUUAUUCCUGGUGAUUUAUUAUUAGAUGCUACUGACACAAACGAUGAGAGACCCACUGAAACAAUAACUGUAGACGAACCCAUUGAGAAAAGUAUAUUGGACCUCGAUGCAGACAUCCCUAUAACGACACCCAUAGACUUGAGCGUAUCACUUCAUACGUCUUUGAUUCAACAAACGAAAGGUGACACAGAAAAGGCGCUUGUGAAAGACUUUUUUUCUGCUGAUCAACCACCGACCGAUGAAGAAUUUGAUGAGUUUACAUUACUUGCAGCAAAAUCACUUGAAGUCAACUCGGAAGUAACAAAAUUAGGAGAAACUGAAAUAAAGGCGGAACCCGUCUUACAAGAGUCAUGGUCAGCCUUUGAAGCAGAUAAGAAUGAAUUUGUGUUUGCAGAGAGUAUCAUUGAAGAUCAGAUAGAUGUGCUUGAUCCGUACUUAGAUCAAGACGAUCCGUUUGAUACUAGUUUUGCGGACGCUGUAAUACCUGUGAAUCAGUUUCAAGCUAAGAAAGAAGCAGUAAUUCUUGAGGACGACGACGAUUUUGAUCCACGCUCUGAAGAAGUUCGAGUAAAAUUAAAUAAUAGGCGUAAAUCUUCAGUGCGUAUUCAUUUAACUGAUCCCUCAGGCAUUCGAGAAUCUAUUACGUCUGACGAUAUUAUUGACAAAGAAGAUAAUCAUUCAGUCCGGGAUUUGUUGGGAGGAAGUACUACAGAUUUAACUCAGCUGGGAGACUCACCACUGGAUCCAGUGGAUAUCAAUAACUGUGAGAUCGACCCAUUUGAUACUACAAUUGUUGAUAGCAUUGUUGCUCCUGGUAAGGUAGAGUUAAAGCUUUUAGAACAAGAAUUAAUAACUUCAAAUUCUUCUACAAUAUAUAGAGUGCCAAGUGAUCCCGAUUUUGAUCCUAGGGCGGACGAACCGAAAAAAGCAGAGCGUCGAGCUUCUCGUCCUGAGAACUUAACAGUUAGUAAGAGUGUUGUAUUCAACGUUGACUCAGACGAAACGUUAGGUGUCGACACAAAAGUAAAGUCGAAUAAACCGGUCACACCUUACUAUACUCGGGAACUUUCAAUCACUGAAGACGCCAGCGAAGAAGCGGAAGCAGCUGACAGUGUACCUGAUUCGUUGACACGCACACGGUCUGACGAAGACUUGGCACCGAAAGUCAACUAUCAAAAUAAAAGAAGACAUUCAGAAUAUUCUCGGACAAGUGACAUAAAGGCUUGUGAUCUAUUACAUGGUGCUCAGGUUGAAGUUAAAGCGAAAGUACUGACACCUUCGGAGCCACUUCAACCUGCGACGAUAAUUGAUCCUUUCGAUACUUCUUUUGCCAGCAAUAUCGUUCCUUGUAAAACUGAAUUAAAACUUUUAGCCAAAGAGUUUUCUUGUGAAGAGACCGAUAGCUCACAAGACAACAAGCACGAUUUAUUAGAUCCAUCUGACGACAUAUUUCAAGCAAAAGCUCUAACUCCAGAACCUUCAAGCUCUAAAUUGAUAGAUACAAAUUUCGACCCAUUUGAUACAUCUUUUGCUGGUGACCUGAAUCCAGGCAAGACAGAAAUAAAUAUGAACGAGCCAAGCGCUCCCGCCACUACGGAUGUCCUUAAUCCCUUUAUGAUUGCCGACACGGAACCCGAGGCAAUUACUUGUGAAAAUCCUUUCGCUACUAGUAAUCCCUUUUCUGAUUUCGGCAGCGAAUACGAACCACCGGCAGGAGAUACUGUACCUGUGGAUAUUUUUAGCGGUAUAGAACCGACUGGCAUUGGAGCGAAGCAAUAUGAAGAAUUUCCUGAACAAAAAUCUACACCACUGGAUAUAUUCACAACCAGUCCAGUGGAUCAAGACCGAUUAGUCAAACCGACUGAACUCGAUUUAGUGACUGCUACGCUCGACCAUCCAUUUUCAAACGAAGAAGAAGAUCAAAGUCAUCAUUUGCCAGCUCGACCUUUGCCACCUGAAACACAAAAUUUAAUCUUAACUGUAACUGGUCAAAUGGAAUUUACAAGUUCACAUCUGCUAGACCGCAUCCCCCCUACACGCACUCCGAGCCCUGUGUCUGUGCGAGACAUUCAUUCACCUAGUCCCACGCCGGAGCCGGAGCAUGUUGAAGAGCCACUAAGCGAUAACUUCGAUAUCAAUCGCAACAAACCGACCCGGCCACCGCCGGCCCGGCCGCCGCCAGCGACCCGCCCGCCACCACCGCGGCCUCAGCCGCCACGCCCGCCUCCGGCAGCACCGUUAACUCAACCAGCAGCACCACCACCCACGCAACAUUCAGAUGAUAUUAAUCUAUUCGAUGCACCCAUGCCUGCCUCUAUCAAACCUACUAAGGAGGCUAUUUUGAGCUUAUACACGGCACCUAAAAAAGAAGAAAAACCCAUAGAUUUUUUAAGCGAUGAUUUAUUAGACGACGUCACUGCUAAUGUAAAAUACGACAUUUCACAACAUCUUCCAGGAGAAGUAGCCACGUCUGUUGGUACUAUUUCCGGGCCAACCAGUUUCGAACCAGAGGAGCUCAAAUCAGUGAGUGUGACAGCAAGUAAUGUGUUUUCAACAACAGUAGACUCCAUAGCGGACACAGUGGCACCUAUGGAUUGUUCGGAGCCACAGAUAGAGGACGCCACUGCGACUUGUAAUACUUCUCCAUUUGGGGACGUUUUGAAAGACGACUUCCAAGCGCAACCAGCUAGCAUAGAUGUUGAACGAAAUCCUUUUGAGAAUCCCAUCGAUUCAGUAGACGUGGGAGCCCAGUUACCCGAAGCUGUAGAUAUAUUUGGCGUGACGCCAACUGAUAUUGUAAUGACAAGUAGUAACGAUAUUUUUACUAACACUAAAGAUAACAUUUUUGAGAUUUCAUCCAUAAAUGGGACAGGUGAAGCCCCCAGUGAUCCAUUCAAUUCGGCUCCAAAGGAAAUUACAAAUGCUGCUUCACACCCCUCUCAACCACUGGACAGACAGGCGGAAAGUGGUUUCGACGUUAGUGGUCUAUCGCCUUCAGCCACUACUGAUUGGGGUGCACCGACAGAAAUAACUAUGCAGGACGCUUUUCCCAGUAGUCAAGAUGCGUUUGACGCAUUUUCAGCGAAGUUUGACGCCACUGCAGCUAAUAACUUGAAUUCGGGAGCUUGGGGUGACGACAGCAGCGCGGAGAUGGCGCCGAGCGGGUUCGAAGCGGAGGCCUUCGACCCAUUCCUCAGCAUGGGGGCGCCGCCACCGCCCGCCGCCACGCCGCGCCUCGACCACCAGCCCUCUCGUGACUCGGUGGACGAUACCUUCUCUGUCUUCAUCAGGCCGAAGGACAGCGAGGCGGGCGGCGGGGCGGAGGGCGCCGGCGCCGUGCCGGUGCUGGCGCCGCCGCCGCGCCCGCAGGCGCUGCCCGAGUCACCGCGCGCCAACCCCUUCGACAAGAGUGGUUUCGAAGAUCGCCGAGACCCAGUUUACGAGCGAGGUGAGGGCGAUGCGGGCAGCGAGGGGGAGGGCGAGGGCCCGCCCACGCCACUGUUUGACGAGGACGUGUCGCAGCCGCUGGAGGACUUCCCGCGCACCAAGUAUUCGGGCCCCGGCUGGGAGAUGCAUUUGCGACAGCCCAAUAAAAAGAAAAUUACAGGACAGAGGUUCUGGAAGAAGAUCUUCGUCCGCGUGGCGCUGGUGGGCGACAACCCGGUGGUGCAGCUGUACAACGCCGCGACGGACAAGGAACCCUUCCAGGAGUUGCCGCUGCAGGCCUGCUACUCCGUGUCUGACAUCGGCGCGCAGCAGUUCGACCAGUUCGGCAAGAUCUUUACUGUCAAGUUGCAGUACGUCUUCUAUAAAGAGAGACCUGGCGUCAGGCCGGGCCAGGUGACGAAGGCGGAGCGCAUCACGAACAAGUUGUCUCAGUUCGCGGCGUACGCCAUCCAGGGCGACUACCAGGGAGUCAAGGAGUUCGGCAGCGACCUGCGCAAACUGGGCCUGCCCGUCGAACACGCGCCGCAGGUGUCGCAGCUGUUUAAGAUCGGCUCCCUGACGUACGAGGACGUGAAGCAGUUCAGUUGUUGCGUGGAGGAGGCUCUGUUCCGGCUGGCCGCGCACAGAGACCGCGCGCUCACCUACAAGAUGGAGGAGGUGCAGGUCACGGCGGUGGACGAGCUGUACGUGGAGCAGGACGCGGAGGGCUCCGUGCUGAAGCAGAUUGCGAGAGUGCGACUGUUCUUCCUCGGCUUCCUCAGCGGCAUGCCGGACGUGGAGCUCGGGGUCAACGACCUGCGGCGGCAGGGCAAGGAGGUGGUGGGGCGGCACGACAUCAUCCCCGUCGUCACGGAGGAGUGGAUCCGGGUCGAGGACGCGGAGUUCCACGCCUGCGUGCAGCCCGAGGAAUUCACCAACACGCAGAUCAUCAAGUUCAAGCCCCCGGACGCGUGCUACAUCGAGUUGAUGCGGUUCCGCGUGCGGCCGCCCAAGAACCGCGAGCUGCCGCUGCAGCUCAAGGCCGUCUGGUGCGUCACCGGGAACAAGGUGGAGCUCCGCGCGGACGUGCUGGUGCCCGGGUUCGCGUCCCGCAAGCUGGGCCAGGUGCCGUGCGAGGACGUGGCCGUGCGGUUCCCCAUCCCCGACUGCUGGAUCUACCUGUUCCGCGUCGAGAAACACUUCCGAUACGGUUCCGUCAAGUCUGCCCACAGGCGAACGGGCAAGAUAAAAGGCAUCGAACGGUUCUUGGGGGCCGUGGACACCUUGCAGGAAUCUCUCAUCGAGGUCACCUCCGGCCAGGCCAAGUACGAGCACCAACACCGCGCCAUCGUCUGGCGCAUGCCGCGACUCCCCAAGGAGGGGCAGGGGGCCUACACCACGCACAACUUGGUGUGUCGCAUGGCGCUGACGUCGUACGACCAGGUGCCGGCCGAGCUGGCCAGCCACGCCUUCGUGGAGUUCACCAUGCCCGCCACGCAGGUGUCGCACAUGACGGUGCGCUCCGUGUCGCUGCAGGACCACGACGGGGACCCGCCCGAGAAAUACGUGCGCUACCUGGCGCGCCACGAGUACAUAGUGGGCAUCGAGCGCACGUCGGGGCAGGCGGCGCCGGCGUACGCGCUGGCGACGGCCGGGCGCCACGCCGAGCCCGCGCCGCCGCCCGCCGCCGCGCCGCUGCCGCAGCCGCCGUCCUCCGACUCCGACUCCGACUAGGGCGCCUCGUGAGACGCUCGCCCUCCCGCUUAGGACAGCCUUAGGACACCUGGGACUCGACGAAACAUAUAGGACUAUACCAGGACUCUCCUAAGUAGUGUGCUCCUGGUAAUUGCUCACAAAGGAGCGGCAGAUUGCUAAAUAUAUUUGUAAAAGAGAGAUGUAUUCUCCCUCUUCGUGCAUCCUUUGUAGGAGCGUGGAAUUAUACUUUUGAGCAGUUGGCGGUGCCAUGUAUGUAUGAGCUGUAUCACCGAGGUACAGUCAGCCGCCGCCCGCCGCGUAGCCUGACUUGAUCUUAAAUAUUAAGUACCUAUGUUUUAUGUGUAAGCAGCGUUACAUUUAAUUAACCAUUUCAUCGUACAUUCCAAAUAAUCAUUUUCUCGAUGUAUAGCCAGUACUUAUAAUAUCUAUUUGCCGACGGGUAGCCGCAGUAGGUUAGGGUGAACUCUGACCACUACUGAGCAGUGGGCCGCCCUACUGAGACGGACGGCCGACAGCUGGCAGCUGACAGCUCGGUAUAUCAUGUUCCAUAUCUAUUGUCUAUUGUAUGUACAUAAUGUGAUAAAGGUCGUAAACGACUGCGGAUGAAACCCCACGGUCGUUGUGUAAGUAGACGUAGUGCGGCCGCGUGUGUUAGACAUAUUUAAGCAAUAUUAUAAUGUUGAUUUUGGUUAGCCUUGUAACAAUAUGUAACCGUCGAUGUUGCAUUACUUUGCGUGACAAACAUGUACCCGCGUACGGCGACAGCGACAGUGACGUGACAGUGACGUGACAGCGACAGUCGCCGACUGUACAUACGAUGUUGCGGUACUUAGUGGUGAGAUUUACUUUGCGAGUGUACGAGUGUACUCACACAUACACAGUGUAGUUAGCUGUUGUGCUGUUAGAUUGUAUAAUAAAUAUAUUGUUGCGAUCUCCUGUGUAGCCUCACCGUUAGACUACUACUAACUGAAUACAGACACAAUAAUUAAUGAUAUUGUAGCCACACUAUUUAGAGGGCAUUGUAAAGAUACAAAUGAUUAUUUAUGUAUUUAACUAUUUACUCGUAAAUGCUAGUCGCGUUACACACAAAUAUAAUAAUAUGAUAUAUACUGUUAUAUGAUAUACAACUUACUUAACGUGUUGUAGGCGCUGUUUGACAUCUGUUGUAAGUAUAUUAGUACCUGUCGACCUACAUCGCAGACCCUAUGUUCUGUUGUGAAUAAAAUAAAAUAACAUGAAUACGUGU
Messenger RNA from Spodoptera litura, 7185 nucleotides. Its product is annotated as protein stoned-B. The record is from RefSeq and is a predicted model, not a curated record. Gene Ontology annotation, biological process: endocytosis. NCBI's taxonomy places the organism in Eukaryota, Metazoa, Arthropoda, Insecta, Lepidoptera, Noctuidae.